Messenger RNA from Pygoscelis adeliae (Adelie penguin), 9179 nucleotides. It is a transcript of the gene PRRC2C, whose product is annotated as proline-rich coiled-coil 2C. Gene Ontology annotation, biological process: cell differentiation. The record is from RefSeq and is a predicted model, not a curated record. NCBI's taxonomy places the organism in Eukaryota, Metazoa, Chordata, Aves, Sphenisciformes, Spheniscidae.
AGGAGGAGAAGAUUUCAUAAACAGUACAGGCAAAUUUUGAGGGGUGAGCAGGAGGUACCAGACUCGAUGAGUUUCCACCGAAAUGUCGGAAAAGUCAGGCCAGAGUACAAAAGCAAAGGAUGGAAAAACAAAGUAUGCAACACUCAGUCUGUUUAAUACUUACAAGGGAAAGUCACUGGAAACUCAGAAAACCACAGUUGCCGCACGCCAUGGAUUACAGAGUCUUGGAAAAGUUGCUAUUUCAAGGAGGAUGCCUCCCCCAGCUAACCUCCCCAGUCUCAAAGCAGAGAACAAAGGCAAUGACCCUAAUGUGAACAUUGUGCCUAAAGAUGGCACAGGAUGGGCUUCAAAACAAGAACAGCACGAAGAAGAAAAACAGCCAGACGUGCCGCAGACACAGCCAAAACCUGCUGUUCCUGCUCCUCCAGAAGCAGCUCCUGUUGCCAAAUCGUGGGCCAACACCAAACCAGGUGGACAAGAUGGUCCGGCUAUUCAAGUAAAUAGUUAUUUCCAGCAAGAGUUUCCCAGUCUGCCGGCAGCUGGGGAUCAGGAAAAGUCAGGCAAAGAGAAGGAUGCACCUGAAGAGCUCCAUGGAUCAGGACCCAACUUGCGACCACAAAAUGCUACUAGUUGGAGAGAAGGUGGUAAUAAGAGCAACUUGCCCAGUUCUCCAACCGAUCAAGAAGCUAAGGCUCUUGGACAAGAAGAUGGUAAUGCUACACCAGCAGAACAAAAUGAUGGCCAGAAGGCAGCAGAGAAGAGGGAUGUGCGGUUACCACAGGUCCCUCAGCCCAAGCUGAAUGGCCAGCAGCAACCACCUAUCGCAUCUCAGUACAGAGCAAUGAUGCCACCUUAUAUGUUUAAUCAGUAUCCUAGAAUGGCAUAUCCUCCUUCCAUGCAAGGUCCAACAAGGUUUCCCAAUUCUGAGCCUAGCAGAGGGCCAAGGGGAAGAGGACCACCUUCAUGGUGCUCAGAACCUAUUGAGCGCCCAUCCAUUCUUAGUGCUAGUGAACUUAAAGAACUUGAUAAAUUUGAUAAUCUAGAUGCUGAGGCUGAUGAAGGCUGGGCAGGUGCUCAGAGCGAAGUGGAUUACACUGAGCAGUUGAACUUCAGUGAUGAUGAUGAGCAAGGAACUAGUCAAAAAGAGAAGGAAAGUGGUGAUGAACAAACACCAUCAAAAGAUUCCCAGAGUCCUGAUGGCCAGAAGGAAGCAGAAGAACAGACAAGUGUUAAGUCUGCCACCCAGGUUUCCACAGCAGCAACCAAAGGGUCUUACAGCAAAAGCUCUCAGCUUGAUCAGGAUCGGGGUCCAGCACAGCCUUCUAUACAUGAAAGAGGUGGUCCUGCUCUUCAUCCAAAAUCUAUUCUACCACCGCACCCUCCUCCCCCUGAUCGCCAGGUAGGACCUGGAAGGCAGGGACCCUUUCCCCCUAAACCAGUACCAGAUGAAGAUGAAAUUUGGAAACAGAGGAGAAGACAGCAGUCAGAGAUAUCUGCUGCAGUUGAACGAGCCCGUAAGCGGCGAGAAGAGGAAGAAAGAAGAAUGGAAGAACAGCGAAAAGCAGCUUGUGCUGAAAAGUUAAAACGGUUAAAUGAGAAAUUUGGCUGUGUGACAAAACCCUCCCGGGAAGACCCUCUGAAAGAGAGGGAGCGGGAAAGGGAGCCGGCGAGUGAGCGGGAGAGAGAGCGGGAGAGAGAGCGGGAGAGAGAAAAAGAGAGGGAGAAGGAAAAGGAAAAAGAGAGGGAAAGGGAGAAGGAAAAGGAAAAAGAAGAAAAAGAAAAACUGGAGAAGGCAAAAGAGCAAGAAAGGGAGAAAGAGAAAGAAAAGGAGAUGGAGAAAGAAGAGAAGGAGAAUGAGAAAGAGAAAGAAGAGGAGAAACCAGCACAUGAGGUUCCUGAGCCUGUAGAACCUGUGGCAACACCUGUAGCAGAAAAACAAGAAAGUGAAACCAGGAAUAACAAGGAAGAAAAAGAAGAUCAAGCAGUCUUUACCCGACAAGAUAGUGGUCGGAAUGAGAAAGAGAUUUCACAGGUGACUCAUGAGAGUGAGCCAGAUUCAGGAUCUCAGCCUCGUCCUGCUGUUUCCUCGGGCUAUUCUAAACAGUUCCAGAAAUCAUUACCACCAAGAUUUCAGAGGCAGCAGGAGCAAAUGAAGCAGCAGCAGUGGCAGCAACAACAGCAAGGUGUCCUUCCACAGUCUGCUCCCUCACAGCCUUCUAGUGGCCCUGUCCCACCUCCCCAGCAUAGACCCCUUUACCAGCCCAUGCAACCACAUCCUCAGCAUCUAGCUUCAAUGGGCUUUGAUCCACGGUGGCUUAUGAUGCAGUCUUACAUGGACCCACGAAUGAUGUCAGGAAGACCUGCAAUGGAUAUGCCUCCUAUUCAUCCAGGAAUUAUGCCUCCCAAACCACUGAUGAGAAGAGACCAGAUAGAGGGAUCAGCAACUAGUUCAGAUUCAUUUGAACAUAUAGCUCGCUCAGCAAGAGAGCACACUGUUCCUUUGUCAGAGCCCCGCAUGAUGUGGGGGUCAGACCCGUACCCCCAUGCAGAACCUCAGCAAUCUAGUUCUCCUCCCAAAGUGUUAGAAGAGCCUGAUGAUUUGAGGUCUGAGGCACACUUGGAGCAAGAACGAGUUGCUGUCCCUGCCACUGCUUAUCCUGUAGAACACAACCAGUUGGACUCUCAUCCAAAGACAGACUUUUUCAGAGAAUCAGGAGAGGUGGAGGUACAAAAGUUCCCAAGCAGGCCUUUGGAAGAUGUACAACCUCUUCAAACUGACACACCUAACACAGCAGUUAAUUUUGAAGGAGUGAAUGAGAAAGUUACACAUAGCUCUCCAGAAGAAUUGGUGCCUGUGGGCGAAAGUCACGUUUCGCUAAAGAGAAGCAUUUCCCAUGGUUCAAGUCACUCUCUAAAGUCAGAAGACCAGAGGAAUGAGACGGCAACAAAUAUCCCUAAAUUAAGUAACAGGCCUGUUGAGACAAAGGAGACAAUUGAGAGACUUGAGAUUAAGCCAAAAAAAGAAAUUUUGAUCAAUAAUAGAACAUCAGAAGGACCAAAACCUGAGAAAACUUUCAAACCCAAGUCUGAAACAAGAUGGGGUCCUAGGCCAGGUUAUGGCCGCAGAGACGAAGGUGGUGAUAGACCAGUAAGAAGAUCGGGUCCUAUUAAAAAACCUCGUGAGCAGAGGAAGGAGAAAGAAGGAGAAAAGACAGCUAGUGAAAAACCUAGCAAGUCUGAAAAAAGUGACAAAAAGGAAGCACCUCAAGUGCCACUGCCUCAGGCUGAGCCAGAGACAUCCGCCUCCAUUCCGGUUCAGCCACCCACUCCUCCAGUCCAGCAGCAGCUACCGGCUGCCCAGCCUGCUGCUCCACAGCUUCCCCCUGCAAUACAGCAGCAGCCGCCUGCUCAACCGGCAGCACAGCAGCAGCCACACGUUCAGCAGCCAGCUACUGCAGUGAAGGAAGAAAAGCAGACUGAGAAGGUAGUUAGCAAGGAGGUUGUAGAGAAACCACGCUUAGAAACCAGACCAGUAAAAAGAGAGCCUGGCUUACCACCUAGAACAUACUGGAAGGAGGCUAGGGAUAGAGACUGGUUCCCAGAUCAGGGAUACAGAGGCAGAGGUCGUGGGGAGUAUUAUUCUAGAGGUCGUAGCUACAGGGGUUCUUACGGAGGACGUGGUCGGGGCAGUAGAGGCCAUAAUAGAGAGUACCCACACUACAGAGAUCCUAAGCCUAGAUCAGACCACGUGCCUUCAGGGCCUGUUAGGCAAAGAGAAGAGAGUGAAACUCGUAGCGAGAGUUCUGACUUUGAAGUAAUCCCAAAACGGCGGCGACAGCACGGUUCAGAGACGGAUUCUGACAGCGAAGUUCACGAAAGCGCAAGCGACACGCUGCUUUCGGACAAAGACAGUCUAAUCAAAGGCAAGCACCCAAAAAGAGAAGAGAGAGCUGAUGGCAAGAAACCUCCAAAGCCCCUGUCAUUCAAACCUGAAAACAAUAUCAGAGUAGACAACAGAUCCCUGGAAAAAACAUACAUAAGAGAUGAUGAGAACAAACCCAAACCAGGAUUUCUUCCUAAAGGAGAGCCUUCUAGACGAGGCAGAGGGGGAAUGUAUAGACGUGGUGGCAGGGAUCCUAGUGGGCGUCCUCCACGUCCAUCUACAAUAAGGAGACCAGCCUACAGAGACAAUCAGUGGAACCCUAGGCAAACAGAGAUCAUUAAACCAGAAGAUGGGGAGCCUCCAAGAAGAAAUGAACAUUAUGGUCCUAUACCAGUUGAUAAAAGACCUCCAAAAUUUGAGAGAAAGUUUGAUCCAAAUAGAGAGAGGCCACGAAGACAAAGGCCUGCUCGACCUCCAAGGCAAGAUAAGCCACCACGCUUUAGGCGCCUAAAAGAAAGAGAGGCCGCAUCAAAGAUAAAUGAGGCAGUGACCACCAGCUCGUCAACAAGUGCCACAGUUAGUAAUGCAGUUAAUGAGCCCUCCAAUACUGCUCUGGAUGUGUCGGGAAGUAAGACACCAGACUUGUCCAACCAGAAUUCUUCAGACCAGGCAAAUGAAGAGUGGGAAACAGCCUCAGAAAGCAGCGACUUCAAUGAGAGGCGGGAGAGGGAUGAGAAGAAAACAGCAGAUGUAGCAGCACAGGUGGCUGCAAAGGCAGGAGAAAAUGCUGGAGCUCCAAAAAGGGAAAUAGCCAAGAGAAGUUUCUCUAGUCAGCGGCCUGGAAUAGACCGUCAAAACCGACGUGGCAACAAUGGGCCAGCAAAACCGGGGAGGAACUUCUCAGGGCCUAGGAGUGAAAGGCGGAGUGGUCCUCCACCCAGAAGUGGAAAAAGAGGGCCAUUUGAAGAGCAGACAGCAACUGUGCCUGGUGUUGAUCCCACCAACAGCAACUCUUUACAUCAGGAGGAUGGAGGUGUUACUGCUGCAGGACAAAAGAGCACCAAGGAUGCAAGUGGCAAAAAGAGAGAAGAACCUAAGGCUGGUCCAAAGAAGCCUAAGGAAAAAGUGGAUGCCUUGUCUCAAUUUGAUCUUAAUAAUUACGCAAGUGUUGUGAUCAUUGAUGAUCACCCUGAAGUGACAGUAGUUGAAGACUCCCAAUCUAACUUGAAUGAUGAUGGUUUCACAGAAGUGGUGUCCAAGAAGCAACAAAAACGCCUGCAAGAUGAAGAGCGCAGAAAGAAGGAAGAACAAACAGUACAGGUUUGGACCAAAAAAGGAUCAAGCGAAAAAGGCCGAGGUCAGAAUUCCAAGCUCCCACCCAGAUUUGCCAAAAAGCAGCAGCAACAGGCAGCAGCCGCAGCUGCGCAGCAGGCACAAGCUCAGGCACAGCCUCCGUGUACAACGCAGACUCCAGGUCAGCCACAGGCUUCUGUUCAGUCGCAAAACCAGGCUGCAGGAGGGACAGCCAGCACAGAAUACACGGUGUCAGGCAAAGUUCUGCAAAACACCCAGGCUCACAAUGGUCUAGGAACUGAAUUAUGGGAAAACAAGGUGCCUCCUACAGCAGUUCUAAAUGACAUCUCCAAAAAAUUGGGACCCAUUAGCCCACCUCAGCCGCCUUCGGUCAGUGCUUGGAACAAGCCUUUGACAUCUUUUGGUUCAGCUACAUCUCCAGAGGGGACAAAGCCUGGGCAAGAAGGUGGAGUCGAUCUUGGUAUAGAAACUAUUCAGUUUGGAGCCCCAGCUUCCAGUGGCAGUGACAAUGAAGUUGGCCCUGUACUUUCAGAGAAGUCCACUGACAAGCUACCAGAACCAAAAGAGCAAAGACAGAAACAGCCUCGGGCUGGACCCAUCAAAGCACAAAAGCUUCCAGACUUGAGUCCGGUAGAAAACAAAGAGUAUAAACCUGGUCCUAUUGGGAAAGAGCGUUCUUUAAAGAACAGGAAGGUGAAGGAUGCCCAACAGGGAGAGCCUGAGGGACAGGAGAAGCCAUCUCCCACCUCUGUCAGAAGUCCAGAACCUGUCACUACAAAGGAAAACAAAGCAGCAAGUGAACUGAGCACGGAAAUAGGAACGAUGAUAUCUGUGUCUGCUCCAGAGUUUGGAACAAACACAAAGGAGUCUGUAACAGACUACACUACACCUUCUUCUCAUCCUAACACAGUGGCUACUAGCAGUACAAAAAUGGAGGAGACUUUGGUGACGAACGUGCCCCUGCCCCACACCCUUCCCCUCCCUAGGAGGGAGACUCUACAACAGAGCUCCAGCCUAACUCCAGUUUCUCCCGCUACCGUCGACCUCACCCUCAAGAUGGAGUCUGCACGCAAAGCAUGGGAGAAUUCCCCAAACAUGGGGGAGAAGAGUUCACCAGUGACCUCAUCAGCAUCUCCCAUUGCUGGUGGCAGUGGCAGCAGCAGCAGCAGCAACACUGGGCCAAGCAGUGGUACUUACAGCUCUUUCUCUAGUGCAUCAAUGCCUCCUAUUCCUGUGGCAUCGGUUACACCGACAACUUCACUGUCAGGAGCUGGAACAUACACAACCUCUUCACUGAGUACGAAGACUGCAAGCACCUCAGACCCUCCUAAUAUAUGUAAAGUGAAGCCACAGCAGUUGCAGACAAGCAGCCUAGCUUCUGCUAGUCACUUUUCCCAGCUGAGCUGCAUGCCAUCCCUCAUUGCCCAGCAACAGCAAAGUCCCCAGGUCUAUGUGUCUCAGUCUGCAGCAGCUCAAAUCCCAGCAUUUUAUAUGGAUACAAGUCAUCUAUUCAAUACGCAACAUGCGCGUUUGGCACCACCUUCUCUGGCCCAACAGCAAGGCUUUCAACCGGGGCUUUCUCAGCCUGCUUCAGUUCAGCAGAUCCCUAUCCCCAUCUAUGCACCUCUGCAAGGACAGCAUCAAGCUCAGCUGAGUUUAGGAGCAGCACCAGCUGUUUCACAAGCCCAAGAGUUGUUCAACUCCUCCUUACAACCUUAUAGAUCCCAGCAAGCUUUUAUGCAAAGUGGUUUGUCUCAGCCGUCACCGGUAGUUCUGUCUGGUACAGCCUUACACAACUUCCCAGCAGUACAACAUCAGGAGCUUGCUAAGGCACAGUCAAGCCUGGCAUUUCAACAGACUUCUAAUACACAACCUAUUCCUAUCUUAUACGAACACCAACUUAGUCAAGCUUCAGGACUGGGAGGCUCUCAGCUUAUUGAUACGCACAUUCUCCAGGCCAGAGCUACACUCACUCAGGCUUCAAAUCUGUACUCUGGGCAAGUUCAACAGCCUGGCCAGAGCAACUUCUACAACACUGCACAGUCUCCCAGUGCUCUCCAGCAGGUGACGGUACCUUUGCCGGGAUCACAGAUUUCUUUGCCCAACUUUGGAUCCACAGCACAGCCACUUAUUGCCCUACCCCAAUCUUUACAACCACCACUACAGCACACGCCACCACAAGCGCAGGCUCAAAAUCUAAGCAGACCUGCACAAGUAACCCAGCCUUUCAGAGGAUUAAUCCCAGCAGGAACUCAACACAGCAUGAUUGCUGCAACUGGAAAGAUAUCGGAAAUGGACCUGAAGGCCUUUGGAGGUGGCAUUGAUGUUAAACCUGGAACACCGCCAGUUACGGGUAGAAGUACUACUCCAACCUCCAGUCCCUUCCGGGCCAGUUCCACAAGUCCUAACAAUCAGUCCAAUAAAAUGAACAGCAUUGUCUACCAGAAGCAGUUUCAGUCAGCAGCUGCCGCUGUGAGAAUGACACAGCCGUUUCCUGCACAAUUUGCACCACAGGCAAAGCAGAGAGCAGAGGUGCUCCAGUCCACCCAGAGGUUCUUUUCUGAGCAGCAGCAGCAGAGCAAACCCAUAGGAGGCAAAGUGCAGAAAGUGGAUGAGAACGGGAGCAAACCCGCCGAGGCAAUUGCUGACUCUUCAGGAGUCUGCCAGGACAAAACCGAGGAAAAGCCUACCCCUGCGCCUGCUGCGGCAACAAAACCUGUUAGAACUGGACCAAUCAAACCUCAGGCAAUCAAAACCGAAGAAACAAAAUCUUAGAGACUGUGUUUCCAUGGAGGUGGGGGAAGAGGGGAGGGGGGCGCGAUGACAGCAGCAUGAAUUUGUAGCUCGAAGGACAAGACAACAGUCUUCUCUCCCUGCGGGGCUCUGAACAGCGUAAAGGGACGUAGAAGCUAUCGGCAGUUACGGAUGCAAACUGCUGCGUAUCCAACUGAGCUUCUAGGCUCUUUGGGCUUGUAUCUUCUCUAACAGCAUGAAGGCUGCUUUUGGUGUGGGCACGUUCUACACGUGUGCGCGUGUUUUUGGCUUACACACCUGUAUGCUUCCCAAAGUGGAAAAAAUUGAAAAAUAGCAACGGCGGGGAAGAAGGUGGUCGGGGAGGCAUGUUCCUAACUGACGAGACGAAUACUCUUAUUUUCUUCAGGCUCUGAUCUUCAGCUGCUAUUUAUCUUUUUAUAAACCCAUGAGUAUGAGAACAUGCAGAUCUGAAGAUGGUGCUGGGCCAAGUAAUGUGUGUUAAGUUUUUAGUGACUUAAGAAGCUUCUAUCUUGUAGUAAACAGAGGGAUUCAUAUAGCUGGCAAAAUUGCCUUUGCCAUGGGACAUCUAACCUAACGUAGCACAAAGAGUAACGCUGAUGAUGUUGACUUGCCCUCUGAAGGCAGUGCUUUGCUGGCUGCUGCUUCUUGGAUGACAAUAUACUGUCUUUAGGUCACCACCUGAAAAUGCUACUUGGCCACCUGUGCUCUCUACACCCACUCCCCCCUCAGUCGUUCACCUCUGGAGUUGAAGGGUUCAUUGCAUCAAUAGUCAAAUUUGUUCUGUUCACCUCUGUCCAGCUAUCUUUAUAUGAUGCGAGUGAUCUUUAAACGGUUUCCGGCUUCUGUCUGUAUACAGCAACGAGCACUUAGAACUGUGCCACGAGAAUAAAAGAGACCUUAUCGGAUUAAAGAGAGUUUUAUCCAAAAGGUGCAUUCUUUAUAUCAGAGCUGCGUCGCACCACCUCCUUGCCCACAGCGUGCUGGAAAGUAGAAUCAAGUCAAAUAAAUGCCUUUUAAAUUGUAUCCUCUAGUAUUAUAGCUGUAGGACAGUACUGUAUGAUACUUCUGUGAAUGUAAGAUAUCCUGUACCUGCUUAUGAUAUGUAGUAGUGACUGUGCUAUACUGGAGCUGUUUUUAAUAAUGUUAUUCUAGAGGUUUUUUUCCAGACAAUGAUUGAAAAAGCUAAUAAAAAGCACCAGGUACCACA